GAAGGCGGAAGUAUGGGGACUUCCGGUCGGCGUGAUCGUGUGGUGUGUGCGUUUGUGAGUUUCUCAGGUAAAACAUGGCUAAAAGCUUACGGAGUAAGUGGAAAAGGAAGAUGCGUGCUGAAAAGAGAAAAAAGAAUGCUCCAAAGGAGCUCAGCAGACUUAAAAGUAUUCUCAAAGUAGACAGUGAUGUUUUAAUGAAAGAUGUUGAAGAGAUAGCAACUGUGGUGGUACCCAAACAUUGCCAAGAGAAAGUGCAGUGUGUGGUGAAAGAUGAGAAAGAUGACAUGAAAAUGGAGACUGACAUUAAGAGAAACAAAAAGAGUCUUCUAGACCAGCAUGGACAGUACCCAGUAUGGAUGAACCAGAGGCAAAGGAAAAGGCUGAAGGCAAAGAGAGAGAGAAGAAAGGGGAAAAGCAAAGCAAAAGCAGCAAAAGCAGCAAAGGGUUUGGCCUGGUAGACUCUUAAAAACUUGGAAAGUGCGACAUGAGACAGAUGUUUAAUGAGAAUGUAUACAUUGAUUUCAGCUCCCACCAAGAAAAACUUGGCCUGUUUUCUUUAGUUCAAACCCAACAUAACUUUUGAAGUUUGUUUUGGGAACUUUGAAUAAAAUAUUUUCUUUG
Messenger RNA from Propithecus coquereli (Coquerel's sifaka), 621 nucleotides. It is a transcript of the gene LLPH, whose product is annotated as LLP homolog, long-term synaptic facilitation (Aplysia). The record is from RefSeq and is a predicted model, not a curated record. The transcript has 3 exons. Gene Ontology annotation, molecular function: RNA binding. Lineage: Eukaryota; Metazoa; Chordata; Mammalia; Primates; Indriidae. Gene Ontology annotation, cellular component: nucleolus. Bases 75 to 458 code for a protein of 127 amino acids. Gene Ontology annotation, biological process: dendrite extension.